AUGGCAGCUACGGUCUUGGGAAAACGCACGCGUGCUGCAGAAGAUUUGGAAGGAUUGCCGGUGCGCACUGCAAGCAAGCGCCGAACAGUCCAACCUCGUGCGCCUCGUCAAGACGCGCCGGCUGUUCCGCUACGGCGAACUAGGUCAACAGCAAAGCGGCUAGGGCAUCUUCCAGACCAAGAGAACGACGAUGUCAGCAAGACAGUGGACCAGGUGCCUUCAAAGCACACAAUCCAUGAAGAGCAGGGUGGGUCACCGACCAAGAUCAACUCCCAUUUCCGCACCUCGAAGCUAGUGGAGGAAGAAACCCCAGCUCCGGUAGUCGAAUUCAAGACCCCGCAAAAAAAUCGAUUUCGAGAUGCAUUGCCCAAAUCUCCGGUCACUCCCCGCCAUCGGGUCCAAGUGGGAGCCAAGGCCACUACGCCGCGCACUCCUCGGCAUUCGGAUCUGCCCUUGACUCCACGACAGAGUGCGACUCCGACUGUUGCCCAAUCGAUUUAUUCACAAGCCCGUCAAUUAUUUGCGCGCGGUGCCAACUCGGGACGACUCGUGGGACGAGAUACGGAGCGAGAGAAAGUUUCUGAUUUCAUGAAGGACUGCAUCGAGUCCAAGAAAGGCAAUUGUCUCUACAUCAGCGGUCCUCCUGGAACUGGCAAGAGUGCAAUGGUCAACGAAGUCUGCCAGAAUAUGGACCUCUCCACCGUCAAGGUCUCCCAUGUCAACUGCGUGAGCAUGCGAAGUGCUCGAGACGUCUACAGCAAGCUUAUCCAAGACUUCUCCGACGACACGGAGGAGGUAUUCAAGAAGAGCGAGGCAGAGCGUCUGAAGGCGAUGUUUGUUCCCGCUAAAGAGACCGAUAAGCUGUUUUUGGUUAGUCUUGAUGAAAUGGACCACCUCCUGCAGGGCGAUUCCGGUGUGCUACAAUCCCUGUUUGAAUGGUCGUUGCAUAGCAGGUCCGCCCUGAUGCUGAUUGGUAUUGCCAACGCGCUGGAUUUGACCGAUCGAUCCUUGCCGCAAUUGAAGGCCAAGAAUCUGAAGCCUAUCCUUCUGCCAUUCUUGCCUUACAACGCGGCCUCGAUCGGAAACGUGAUCACAGGCCGCCUCCGCUCCCUACUCCCUGUUGGAGUUGAUUCAGAUCCCAAGUUCGUCCCAUUCGUGCAACCAGCUGCCAUUCAGCUUUGUGCGAAGAAGGUGGCUUCCCAGACUGGGGAUCUACGGAAGGCCUUUGAGCUGAUCAAACGUGCAAUCGAUGCGAUUGAACAAGAAACCCAAACAAAGCUGGAGAAGCAGAUCGCUGAAUUGGCAGACUCCUCAAUACUCACAGAGAACAAGAAUCUGUCCUCUCCUUCGAAGGCAGGAGCCGCUCCCCGACCCACGACCAUGGCAAGCUACACCGUCAUGACAGCACCUCGUGCCAGUAUUGCCCACAUCGCACGUAUCACAACAUCUGCAUUUGGACAAGGCACAAUUCAAAGGCUGAAGGGCUUGAACUUGCAACAAAAGGCUGCUAUUUGCUCUCUCAUUGCGCUGGAACGCAAGCGCCGUGAAUUCGAGGUGCCUAGCACCCCUUCGAAAAAUCGUUCAUCCGCCCCAACCGUGAAGCAAGCUUUCGAUACUUACUGCACACUGUGCCGAAAUGACAACAUCCUUCACCCUUUGACAUCUACCGAGUUCAAAGAUGUUCUGGGUAACCUGGAAACGAUGGGUCUGGUAGGUGAGUACCAAGGUCGCGGUCGAGGUGGAACCCUGGGUGGGGGUUCUGACGUCCGGCGCACGCCCUCCAAGUCUGGCAAUGUCAACUCCACUCCACACAAAGGCAUGGAUGAACAAGGUCUUGUCUGUUUUGUUUCCCAGUCUGAGAUCGAAGGACAGAUCGCCGGUCCCGGUGAAGGCAUUUUGCGACGACUUCUUCGUGGCCAGGGACUUUGA
Messenger RNA from Penicillium maclennaniae, 1929 nucleotides. RefSeq names its product AAA family ATPase CDC6. Gene Ontology annotation, molecular function: ATP hydrolysis activity; DNA replication origin binding; ATP binding. The record is from RefSeq and is a predicted model, not a curated record. Gene Ontology annotation, cellular component: nucleus. Gene Ontology annotation, biological process: cell division; DNA replication initiation; mitotic DNA replication checkpoint signaling. Lineage: Eukaryota; Fungi; Ascomycota; Eurotiomycetes; Eurotiales; Aspergillaceae. The coding region runs from base 1 to 1929 and encodes 642 amino acids. The transcript has 3 exons.